AUGGUGAACCAGCCCCGCGCCGCGGGCAGCCUGCGAGCUGAAAGCAGCCGGCACACAAGCGGGGAGACAGAGGGCACCUCGGCAUCCAACUACAGAAAACUUGGCUUAAGCACAGCCCAGCGGAAGAAAAGUGGCUUGAAACCUGAACUUACAGAAGAGCAAAAGCAGGAGAUCAGAGAAGCUUUUGAUUUGUUUGAUACUGAUGGAUCUGGAAGCAUCGACAUAAAAGAACUGAAGGUUGCGAUGCGUGCUUUAGGCUUUGAGCCGAAGAAGGAAGAAAUUAAGAAAAUGAUAGCAGAUAUUGACAAGGAAGGAAGUGGCACCAUUGACUUUGAAGACUUUUUAGCUAUGAUGACACAAAAAAUGAGUGAAAAAGAUUCAAAGGAAGAAAUCUUGAAAGCUUUCAGAUUGUUUGAUGAUGACGGGACAGGAAAGAUUUCAUUCAAAAACUUGAAAAGGGUUGCCAAGGAGCUGGGAGAAAAUUUAACAGAUGAAGAACUUCAGGAAAUGAUUGAUGAAGCUGAUCGAGACGGAGAUGGAGAAGUGAGCGAGCAAGAAUUUUUGAGAAUCAUGAAGAAAACUAGCUUAUAUUAAUCCGUUGCCUUGCUAUACAGCUGCUCCAAAAGAUAACCUGGAAAAAGACUUAAAAACUGGGCUUGUGCCUCCUGCGUAUUUUCUGCCAUAUAAAGAUAGCCUGAAAGGACAGAAUUUUGGUUCAUUCUUCUUUUUCAGCCAAGUUAAUUGGGGAAGGGGAGCUUCAGUACCCAGAACUGUUAAAAUGAGAUACUGCAGAAACAAAAGGAAGGAUGAACUGAACCUGCCAGGCAGGGUCCCUUCCCCUCAACAAUGUUACUGAUUGCCAUUUUAGAUACAAAACACUGUGUUUCAACUAUUUAACUAAAAGAGAUGUGAAGAUUCCUACUGCUGCUGGGAAAGGUCACUUUUGACUCUCCUAAGGCUACAGAAUGAAGGCACAAGCACAGUAUUUUAAUUCCUUUUAAGGCUUUGAGGUUAUCUUUUGGUAUGUGUCUCCUUUUGUUUAUUUCCAUGGAAGACUCUAAAACCAAUGGCAUAUCUGUAUUUAUUUCUGUACGAAGCACUGUUCUCCCACGGCAAGUUGGUUUUGGACCUAAUGGAAAGCAAGUGUAGAUAAUCAGAUGUGGUGUUUCAGUUGGAGUUGUGUGGCAGCAGUAGAUGUUCUUCUGUUUCUCCCAUCAUCUGAAACCUAGUUCACUUGAAUGUAACCUGCUUGGAUUAUCAAAGCUUUUUGUAUAACCAGCAUCUUGUGCCAUUGUUCUUCCUCCCAAGAUCUUACAGAGCUGCUGUUAUGUCAGGAUUUUAGGUACCUAAAAAAUUCAGUUCUGUGGUGCACUAAGGUAAAUUAUGUCUUUGGCCAUUUACAAGUCAAGUUGCAGGGAGGACUCGCAUCUAAACUGAAAAAAUAUUCACCUUGGACAGCUGUGGAACACUGACUAUAUUUACAUCCAUGCAUCCACAUUCAUUUCAGACAUCACAGGCUUGGGUUUUUUUGUUUGGGUUUUUUUUUUUUUUCAGGAGUACCUUCAUUUUCUCAAGUACUUCUUGCAUAUACUGUCAGUCUAGGACUUACUAGAGUGCCACAUUUCCUUCUGUAUUAUGGUGACAGAGCAGUGACACACAACAUGGCAUCCAGUUAUGUGGGUCUGCAGAAGGGUUUAUCCUUGGGUCCCAAUUAGACAAUAAUCCUAAAUAAUAUCACUCUCUAAUAAGGCAUCUGAAGGAGAGUUUGGUACGGCUUACGGUGAAGUGGCAAGUAGGUAGCAAAACAUUCAGAAGGGUUCAAUGGGAAGAGGAGGGAACAAACAGGAUUUCACCAGUAUCCGUUAAGAUCCCUCUCUUCUUCAGACAGCUUCUGCUGCCUGACAGCACUAACGACAUUUAUAGAAGAAAGGAAGAGCUAGUUCCUGGAUUCGCUCCUCAGCACAGCUGCUCUCAUGAGCUGUAAGGGCCCAGCAGGGGGAGAAUUCAUUUCAGGAGUGGAAAAGAGAAGUCUUCAUUUGCUUAUCUUCUUCUCAGCGUGCAGAUGCAGACUGGGCCUCAGUCCUCUGGGUUUUGCGCUCUGAACAACUCUAAACAGACCCUCUCUAGCCUGUGCAGAAGUAGGCUUAAACCUGUGGGAGGCACAGGGAUUGUGUAGGACCCUGGAAAA
Egretta garzetta (little egret) is the source of this 2188-nucleotide messenger RNA. RefSeq names its product caltractin. The record is from RefSeq and is a predicted model, not a curated record. Gene Ontology annotation, molecular function: calcium ion binding. The coding region runs from base 1 to 594 and encodes 197 amino acids. The transcript is spliced from 5 exons. Gene Ontology annotation, cellular component: centriole; centrosome. NCBI's taxonomy places the organism in Eukaryota, Metazoa, Chordata, Aves, Pelecaniformes, Ardeidae. Gene Ontology annotation, biological process: nucleotide-excision repair; centriole replication; mitotic cell cycle.